CACAGGCAGUGGGAGAGAGGGAAGAGAGAUGGAAGCGAGAGAGGUGUAGAGAGAGCGUAAGAGAGAGGUGGAAGAGAGAAAAUAAUCGAGGGAGAGAGAUCAAGAGAGAGGGUGGGGGAGUGCGAGGGAGCUCCGUGGAGCUCGCCUGCUCUGCGUGCGGUGCUGGGGGUUGCCUCCGCUCCGUUGUCUCCGCUUCGCUGUCUCUGCCGUCGCAAUGGACGCACGGUGGCUGGAGCGAGCCGCCUCGCUCUGCGGACUCUGCCCCAGCACCGCGGGCUGCCUGCAGCUGUGCCAGGCGCUGAACGCCUGCGACAUGGAAAUCGACCAGAGGCUGCUUGACUCGCUGCCUCCGAGCCAGCGGCAGCGGAUCGUCAAGCGGCUCCGCUCGGAGCAGCUCCGUGCCUACAACCAGCGAGAGAGGGACCAGCCGCAGCCUCAGCCUCAGCCGCCGCCGCCGCCACCGCAGCAGCAGUCUCACCAGGAGGUUCCGGCGCUGUCCACGCGAGUCCGUGCGGCAACCACCGCGCCAAAUGCCGCCGCGCUCACUUCGACUGCGGCUCUCCGACGGCACUCGGCGCAGGACGAUGCCGGCGGUGGUGGCGCGGUGCGAGGGGCGGCUGGAGGGCCGGGUGCGAUGGCGGCGGCCUCGGCGGCGGCUGCUGCGACAUCAAGGGGGAGGAGACACGCCGAGCGGUGGCGCUGCCGAGUGAGGUUCAGCGCCGGCGUCAUCGCGCGGGACGCCAUCGAGAGGAUGGAUGAUAAGGAAGUGUUCGCUCUGCUGGACCAAGGGCUGGACCCGAACGAGACGAGUCCUGUGGGAGACUCUUUCCUGCACCAGGCAGCGCGCCACGGGAACGAGGUGGCGGCGCUGGCGCUGCUGGGGAGGGGGGCGCGCGUGGAGGAGCGUGACGGCGAUGCGUGGACGCCGCUUCACGCGGCUGGCGCCGGGGACCAGCCCCACCUCGUCGGCCUCCUCCUGCACGCCGGGGCGGACCUCCUGGCCACCGACUGCGACGGGCGACUGGCGUGUGACCACACUCCACGUGGCUCCGAGAGCGACGCCAUCGUGCGAGCGUGGCAGAGCCACAGUGGGCUGGCGGAGUUGGCGCUGGAGGAGGCUCGUGGGCGCCGUGACGCCGCCACCCUGGCGGGCGCGCGGCUCCUCGUGUCGGAGGGCGCACGCAGCGUGGACCAGCAGGACGAGCGCGGGGUCACCGCGCUGCACACCGCCUGUGUGUUUGGCUGUGUGCCGGCGGUGCGGCUGCUGCUGGAGGCCGGCGCCGACCCGGACCGCCCGGACAGCACCGCCUGGGGGCCCCUGCACCUAGCAGCCAAAUACGGACAGGCCAGGGUGGUGCGGUUGCUGCUGAGGCACGGAGCCGACCCCACAGCUCUCAACUGCAACCAAAAUCAGCCAUCCGAGGUGGCAUCGUCGGACUUCGUCCGUGAGAUGCUGGUGCAGGGCCAGGAGGAGUGGCGGGAGAGGGGGGGGCGGCCGCGGGGAGCCGCGGUGGGCGGCACGGGGGUGGGGGAGGAGGAGCAGGAGGGGGGGGAGCAGGAGGGGGCGUACGAAGAGAUCCUACACGACGACUUUGUGCCGGCGAAGCGCCGGGACCCGUGGGGGCCCUCACCGAGCCGGCGUGAUGCCUGGAGGGAGCGCCGGGCCAUGUUCGGUGAGGGCCCAGGGCGCUCCGAGCCGGCGACGGUGGUGACGGCGGCGACGGUGCCGGAGGAGGCCGGAGAGGGCGGAGAGGCGGCCACCUGCAAUGGCAACUUCACCCUGAGACAGGUGCGUCUGACGCCCCCGUCCCCCAGCGACGAUGUGGCGACGCUGGAGGAGCUCACGGAGAGGAGCCUCCUCUACGAGCUGGAGAAGAGAUUCCAGCGGCAGCAGCUCUACACGUACAUCGGAGACAUCCUGCUGGUGCUCAACCCCUUCCGGGAGAUGUCCAUCUACUCCAAGAUGGUCUCCCAGCUCUACCUGAGCCACUCUGGCAAGCUGUGGGCGACGCUGCCCCCGCACGUGUUCGCCGUCGCCGAGCGAGCAUACCACGCCCUGCGCCGGGAGCGCCGCUCGCAGGGCUUCAUGCUUAGUGGGGAGAGCGGCUCGGGGAAGAGCGAGAGCUGCCGGCUGCUCAUCCAGCACCUCCUCCACCGCUCGCAGGCGCCCGCCAGUGGACUCGCCGACAAAAUCUCCCACGCCCACACGAUCCUGGAGGCGCUGGGAAACGCGCGGACGGUGCUCAACCCCAGUGCCAGUGCCUUCACCAAACAUGUGGAGCUGCAGUACAGUCAUGUGACCGGCUGUCUGCUGGGCGCCAGCGUGCGUGUCUACCUGCUGGAGACUUGGCGCCUGGGCUGGGCCCGAGGCUCUGGGUGGAGUUUGGCGGCAUUCCGGCUGCUGCUGGAGGGGCUCCCUGCAGAGCAGCGAGCGCGCUACUGCCUGCUGUCUCCCACCGCUCACCGGUUCCUGUCCCAGAACGUGGGGGGGCAGCAGGGGGAGGGGGGUGAGGGUGCGGCUGUGGUGGGCGGCACUGCCGAGGCCAGGCACAGGUUCCUGGCCUUCCAGGAGGCCCUGGCGGCCUUCGGGUUCACGGACGCCGAGACGGAGUGCGUGCUGGCGCUGCUGGCUGCCGUUCUGCACCUGGGCGAUGUCCCCAUCACCCUCUCCCCCUAUGAGGACGGCACCACCUGGGCUCACGUGCCCUCCACGUGGCAACUCCAGAUGGUCGGCGGUCUCCUGCAGGUGGAGCCCCAGGAGCUGGGGGCGGCGCUCGCAACGAGCAGCCGCAUCGUCAGAGGUGAGAUGGUGUGCCGCCGCGUGCUGGUGAGCGAGGCUGAGCGAGUGAGGGAUCUGCUCGCUCAGUCUCUCUAUUCGCGCCUCUUCUCUUACAUCGUCCACCUCGUCGACACACAGACGCGAGCGCAGCACACUGGCGAGCUGGUGCGAGGCAUCGCGGUGCUGGACUACCCUGGCCUGCACACGUCCGGCGGCGGUGGCACCACCACCAACACCUUUGAGCAGCUGUGCUCCACCUUACUGGUGGAGCGCCUGCAGUACCAUGCACACCGUGCCACCUUUGCCCUGGAGUGGAGCCAGUGCCAGGAGGAGGGCAUCGCCAUGGAGACGACCCCACCUCCACCGCCCAGCAACUGCCACGUCUUGCAGUUCUUCUUCCAGGCCCCCGGCGGAUUCCUCUCCCUAUUGGACGCCGAGUCGGAGGCUGCCGGCCAAUCGGACGAGGCGGAGGGUGGCCUGCCGCACAAGCUCCGCCUCCUGCUGCAGGCCACGCCCCUCAGAAACGCCAUUGCCGCGGCGACCCACGACGGCAACGGCAACACGCCGCCCGCCGGGGAUUGUGGGAUCUCGUUUGUGGUGCGCCACUUUGCUGGCAAGGUGACCUAUGACUUGAGCGGGGUCGUAACCCGCAACAGGCUGGAACUUCCACACCAAGUGACCUCACUCCUGAAAGUGAGCCCCAGCGUGCUGGUGAGCCGCCUGUUCCGCGCUCGCCUCUCCCUCACCGGCACCCUCGCGGACUGCGCUCUCUCCCGACACGCACCGGGGAGGUCUCACAGUGCACCGCCGAUGCUGCCCCCCGGUGGCGCAGCCGCCCUCGAUCCCGCCGGCGUCGCCGGUCUUCCGUCCGAACGCGACGAAGACGAGCUUGGCGAGGCUGCGUCUGAGCAGGUGUACUCGGGGUCCGUCCACUCAACCCCCACUCGCUGCACGCAGCUCACCUCCUCGGUGCGUGAGAUCCUGGGCCUGCUGCGUCCGUGCAGCCUGCACGUGGUGCUGUGUGUGCGUCCCAUCGCGGCGGCCCCCCAAGCCCCCCCCACGGCAGCGCCCCCCCCGGGCCCCCUCUUCCAGCCUGAUGUCGUCGCGCGGCAGUUGAGGACGCUGGGGGUGGUCGCCAUGGCGCGCGCUCGUCGCCACGGAUACGCGGCACGUGUCCCCAUCCCAGAGUUCCUGCAGAGGUAUGCCGAGCUGACGGCACUGGUGUGGAGUGCGCGGAGACCCGGGCAGCGAGACGCUGACGCGUGCCGGGCAGUGCUACAGGCGGCAAAGCUCCAGGGCUGGCAGGUGGGAGUUUCGCGCGUGCUGCUCAAGUACUGGCAGGGCGACCACCUCGCUGCACUCUGCCUGCAGCUGAGACGCAAGAUUGUCAUCUGCCAGCAGGCGGUGCGCCGGUUUGUGCGCUGGCGGCGCCGCUGCCGCACAAUGAGCGUGCACCGGCAGGAGGCGGUGGUGACACGCGAGUUUGUGACGGGCGUGGAGGACGCAUGCCUGCGUGUCUACGACUCGCUCGUCAUCCAGAACGCCUCGGACAUCGCACGUGAGAGCGACCGCCUGCGCUCCGAGACACACCGCGCCUACCUGCGGGACAAGCUUCAGCGGUGGCGCCGCGAGGAAGAGACUCGGCAGCGAGCGUCGUCUCCGCUCUCCCCCGCCAGAGAGCCGGUGCCCCCAUGGGGGCCCCUCCCCGACGACGCGGGGACUGUUGUCGCCCGGCAACCGUUGCCACGGCAACGUGCGGAGUUGGAUGGCGGCGAUGGCGAGGCGGGGACCGUGGUUGCACGGCAACCGUGUCCAUGGCAGCACGGGGACGAGGAGGAGGAGGCGAUGAUGAUGAUGAUGAUGCAAGGGUGUCAGAGGGAGGAGCGCGAGGCCACGCCCACCCCAGCAUCUCCGUUGCCAAGGCGACGGGCGGAGGAGAGAGGUGGGUCCCCGUUACCACGGCGACGGGCGGAGGAGGGCGGCGGGUCCCCAUCACCAAGAAGACAAGCCCCUCCCCCCAAGCCCAAGAGGGAUCCCGGCACCAGGCUCAGCCAAUCGACGGAGGCCGUGAGCGGAGGCUCCGCCCCCGAGGAGCCAGCCAGGAGCCCUGCUGAGAACGGCGCAGGAUCGGGGAAGCCGCGGCCGCACAGCGACGAGUUCUGCUCCGUCAAGAAGCAGCCGCCGCCCAAGCCUAAGCGGCACCCGGAGACGCGGCUCAGCAGCUCCCAUGAGGACAUGCGCCGGCGCGCCGGAAGCGCCGGUGCCGAGAUGGAGCGGGCGCGCUCUACCUCCUCUGCUGCCGCCGCUGUGCCUGCGCGCGACUCCCAGCUGCUCCUCCACCAGCAGCACCGGCAGCAGCAGCAGUCUCACAAGCAUCCCCAUCAUCAUCAGCAGCAGAAUCACCGUCAGCUAGCUGCCGCUGUGGCAAGUUACCCGUCGGUAACGGCGCUGAGAGAUCAAAAAUCCAGUCGCUCGUCCCCUCCGAUUCCGUGUAGCACCAGCGGCCGUCGCUUUGUGGAACCGGAGCAGGUGGCCCGGCACAGCGACAGUGCCGGUGACGGUGAGGAGGAUGAGGAGCCGGUGUACGCCGAAAUGCUGUGCGUCGCCGCGCCGACGGACGGGGACGGCAAGGGCGGCGCCAUCGCCCUCGUCGAUGGCGCCUGCGACGACGAUGACAACGACGAUGAAGAGGGAGAUGGAAUCUACGAGGAGAUGCGGUUCGUGGCGCCAGACGACGGGCCGACGCCGGCGCUGGCGCCGGCGGAGGCCAGCGCAAUCCCGGCGCCAUUUCCGGACCUGCCCCCAUACCGCCCGCCCCUGCUCGUGUUCCCGCCGGCGCCGACGCGCUGCUCGCCCAACUCGGAUGAGUCCCCGCUCACGCCCAUAGAGGUGACGCGGCUCCUGCAGCUUGAGAGCACGGGCAAGGGGCGAGCCGAGCAGCAGCAGCGGGGGAGGGAGCACAGGACUAAACACCACCACCACCACAACCACCACCAGAAGCACCACAACAACCACAGGCAACAGCAGCAGCAGAGUCAGGCGGCGGUGGCGAACGCCGCAGGUGAGAAUGCGCCGCCGCAACUUUACCGCACGCAGUCGGCGCACGGCAAGAUUGGGCACAUGGACGGCAGGGGUGGUGGCGGUAGCGGUUUUGGUGGCGGUGCGCCCGCUGCUCAGCAUCCGCCCGGCGCUCAGCAGCCGCCCGCCAAGGGCGCCGGCUUUGCGGCGACGGCGGGGCAGGCAGCGCUCGCGUGGCAUGGCUACCCCACGAUGCCGCGACUCCGCUCGGCGGAGAGAGGCGGGGAGGUGCCGGGGUCGCCGGGCCGGCAGCUCGUGAGGCCCGGCAGCCCCGCCGCACACGCAGACCCUCGAGGCGGCGUGCGCCGUCUCGGCAAGUCAUCGUCACUCCCGGUGAUGGAGCCGCCGAUGCGGCCGCCACCACAGCAGCCACGGCCAGGCCCAACGGAGAGCCGCUCACCCUCACCAGCACCGGUGGGCCCAGGAGGCUGGAGACUGGGCAGCCCUUCGUGACCUCCGUGACCACCACCACCACCAUCCAUGACCCCCUUGAGUGGAUGCUGUGGGUGGGCUGUGGACCCACCCCCGCCCCCCACCUCCCGUCUCCACACCCCCCCCGCCACCCCUGUUCUUCAGCUCCUGCAGGAGCCGUGAAUGCUUCGAGAGGCAGAACUCACGAGUCUCAGCUUUAGAGACUGCAGCUGCUGCUGUGGCCUCUGACUCUCACAACCACCGCCAUUGCAGCCGCCAUUCGCCACUAAGUGACGGCGACGUCACCACGGCGCCUGUGCCAGGCCUGAGAUCACCGGUAGAUGCACCAGCUGCACCAGCUGUACCGCCUACUUGCCGCAAAAAUCAACAAUCACCACCACAACCACCGCGACCAACAGCAAACACACUGCCUGGAGCCCACUCUCGGCAAUGCUACGGUAACGACUACCGUCGCCUGUACCGUGCGUCACCACUACUUGCUACUCCUGCAGCCGCUGCUGCCGUGACCGCCACUCCACCUACUGCAAGCAGGAGCCGCCGUGCGUCUCCUCCUGGCGGCGUUGGCGGGUUUGGGGGAUUCUUCACCGGGUUCACUCUCAAAACUCUUGCAGCAGCGACAGCCGGCAAUUAAGUUGCGAACAAUGAACGGACAAGCGAGUGAUCCUCACGCUCGACCACAACAACAACUGCACCGGAACUGAGUGAGCCCCGCGCCAGAGGGCAGAGCUUGCGGCGCCCGUUCACUGCAUCAGUGCUCGCAUACCGUUCACAGCCUUGCAGAGCCGGUGGUGGGAAUUACACUUUUCUGUGGCCGAGGGCAACAACCUCCAUUGAUCUUCCCCACAACGUGGCGCCCUGCAUUGUCCACACACUCUCCCACGUGUCCUGCUUUGCCCACACACUCCCACGUGCCCUGCCUUACCCACACACACUCCCACGUGCCCUGCCUUACCCACACACUACCACGUGCUCUGCUUUGUCCACACACACUCCCACGUGCCCUGCGUUGCCCACACACUCCCACGUACCCUGCCUUGCCCACACACACUCCCACAUUUCCUGCCUUGCCCACACACACUCCCACGUGCCCUGCCUUGCCCACACACUCCACAUUCCCUGCCUUGCCCACACACUCCCACAUGCCCUGCCUUGCCCACACACACUCCCACGUAUCACACCUUGCCCACAUACUCCCACGUACCCUGCCUUGCCCACACACACUCCUAUGUGCCCUGCAUUGUCCACACACACUCCCACGUGCCCUGCGUUGCCCACACACUCCUGGGGGGCACCGUUGCUCAGGGAUAGCGGCGCUCGUCCCGUGGCAGUCUCGACAGUGUGGUUUCUUUUGCAGAGCUGGAAUUCGGUAAAAGCUAAAGUGAGAGACCAGAUUUAAUUUUGAGUUUCUUGCGUGUUGUGCCGUCAUUGGUGACCAUACCAUCAACUCACUUACACUGUGAAUAUGUACGUUAAUAAGCGAGUCUGAGUCUCUAUGUGAGUCUAUGGGUUUCCUUGUGAGUUUAUGGGUCUCUUUGUAAGUCUUUGGUUCUCUGUGUGAGUCUAUGGCUCUCUGUGUGAGUCGAUGGUCUCCUUGUGAGUAUAUGGGUGUGUGUGAGUCAAUGCGAGUCCCAGACCCCGGUGUGGAACCUAGGCUCUCGGCCAUGCCGACUCCGCGUUAUUAUUAAACUAUUAACUAUAAACUAUUUCUAUUUUACCAGGUAAGGCCCACUAAACUAUGUAGCUCUUUUUCAGAAGCGACCUGGCGAUCAAAAAUCAUCGCCAAACGAAGUAGCUUAUCAUCAUUGUGUGGAAUUUUACAACAGCUGAAUACAAAAUAUGGAGGGAAAACUGGAGGACCCGUAGAAAAAUGCACGCAACCACGUGGAGAGAGACACACAAACUCCAAAUUUCCAGCAGGCAUUAGGAUCGGGAUCGAAUCCAUGACCUCCUGCAUACCAGACUAGGAAGUCGGCAUCUCCUUGCCACUGCGGCACAUCUGCCUUGGGAGCCACGGCUCAGCCGCGCCCACCGGCUAUGCUGCCGGACGCCAUGAACCUUCCGCUUCCUCGUGAACACUCAUCGUGCGUGUACGACUCGUGAACGCUCAUCGCGCGUGUACGACUCUUGGAACCCCCCCCUUAUUGCUGGAAUUCUCAAACCCCCGGGAAGAGCAUUUGGACGCGAGCGGCCGGGAGUCUCUGGGGGUAGGUGGAGAGUCGGGCCGGCGCGUGUAAUCCUCCGGCGCUGCUGUGUGGAACCUUACUGAAGGAGACCGCACAGGUCUCGUGAUAAUAAAACUAGGCCCACCGAUGA
Messenger RNA from Petromyzon marinus (sea lamprey), 8602 nucleotides. Its product is annotated as unconventional myosin-XVI-like. Gene Ontology annotation, molecular function: protein binding; ATP binding; cytoskeletal motor activity. The record is from RefSeq and is a predicted model, not a curated record. Gene Ontology annotation, cellular component: myosin complex. Lineage: Eukaryota; Metazoa; Chordata; Hyperoartia; Petromyzontiformes; Petromyzontidae.